CUAUUUGUGUAGUGGUGCUGAGUUGGAAAUGAAAAAAGUUGACAUUGUCUAUUGCUCUUUCUCAUUCUAGCGGGUCUCUUAGACAUGGUGACUCAGCAAAAACUAAUUACUUUUCGCAUGCCAAAGAUUUCUCCGCUAACUUCUAUCUUGAAGAAGGAAACCCGUAUGCCAAAAAUUUCUCUGCAACUUUCUUCAAAGCUCGAAUUGAAGCAUCCAGGAUUGCAUUGGAGCACAAAUAAAAUUUUCAAUGUGUGUGUAUCCACGCCAGCUUCACAGGCCUUCUACGUUGAAGCUAGAGCCUGUUGUCUACACCUUUGCACGGGUGGAAAGAAUCUAGAGGAAGACGUGGUUCGUGCUUCCUUUAUUAUUUUAAAUCAUAAAUUAUGCCCAUGGAUAUUUUUUGUAAUAUUACUUUGUUUUAGGCAUGCGUGCCUACAUUUUGUCAUAUGUGGCUUAUGAUUGACCGUUGAAUAUUUUCCGCUAUUCAUUCAAGUUGUGAUGUGAUAUUGUUAUAUAUGUUUACUUACUGAGUAUGGUGUGAACGAUGUUCAUGAACGCCUUGUGUGAUUAAGUGAGGUUGACUUGCGAGUGACGUCACUUGAUCACACGGCGGAUGUACACGCGCUUAGAUGCACUUUGGGGCGUGAUAAUUAAGUGGUAUCACAGCCAUCUCAGUUUCUAAACUAUGUAGUCAACCUCUCACAUGAGAUUUUACAAAAGAGUUUUACCGAAAACCAUGAGC
Messenger RNA from Cuscuta europaea, 742 nucleotides. The record is from the annotation of a GenBank genome assembly. NCBI's taxonomy places the organism in Eukaryota, Viridiplantae, Streptophyta, Magnoliopsida, Solanales, Convolvulaceae.